CCCCAGAGCAAGACGGAAAGGAACAUGUUUCACGACGCCACGAGUGAACACUGAACACUCAAUCCUUUCCGUAAUCUGUGUGGUUCAGAGGAGUUGCAAGGACUUUUGAAUGUUGUCUUUGAAGAGUCAAGGGUUCAAAGUCUUUCCGGUGCUUGUCAGUGGGGAAGUUGAGAAGGAAACUCCCCUAGUAGGCCAUGGAAGUCUUUUAAGUCGAGCAACAUUUACAUGGUUAGUUCCCGCAAGUCUUCCAGUCUCCCAAAUUCCAAGUCAACAGGGGUGUUAAUAUAUUGCAAACAAAGAAUUCUCAACCUCUACAAUUCAUCACUCUUGUUCUGAAUUUGAGGAGGAGUAGAUCUUCUUAUUCUUCUUCCUUUGCGGCGCUUUCUUCUUGUUCAUCAGCUGGGAAUUCUCGGAUGGCUUCGGUGGCUUUGUUUAUUCUCUCCGUUCUUGCUCACCUUGUGGUUCUGCACUCUGCUGAAUAUUCAGAAGCGGAACCCUCCAAACAUUGUCCAGGCCACUUCUGCAGUGACAUAGCAGGCAACAUCAGCUUCCCCUUCAAAAGCCCGGGAGAUCCUCCUGAAUGCGGAUUGUUCACAGUUGAUUGUUCAGAACCCGAUCGGCCAAAGAUCCAAUUGAAAGAGGGGGGAUACUGGCAUGAAUUCCAAGGCUCUUUAUUUUCACCUUCGAUUUCUAUCAAUGACAGAGACCUUGCCGACCGCUUAGAAAAGGAUCGCUGCGAUGAUGGAGUUUUCGACGACUUGAGUCUUCCCAGCGCUUCUCCAAUCGUUGAAGUACCAUUAUUCACACACGAUCUGACCCUUUUCAAAUGCAACACCACCUUAGACAAAAAUUCUUACCCACAACUUAAUUAUGGCUGCGGAAAUGCUAACCAUACUUAUUAUACCGCUUCAUUUAGCAGUAGUUUAACUAACCCCCCGCCGCCAGGGUGUGCAACCAUUCAGGUCCCCAUAGUUCCGUCUCCGUCUCAACCCAUCACGUUGUCUUCAUUGACUGCUGAGUUUUCCCUCGAAGUGGAAGCACGAAAAUGUUAUCAAUGUCGUGAAAGAAAAGGUGAAUGCCUGGUUGAAUAUGGAAAUUAUAAAUGCGCCGCCAGAGAAAAAGGAGAUAAGCAGGUGAAAUUGAAGCUAGGACUAGUUGGUGCAGCUUCUGUUAUCGUCGUUCUAGUUGUUGUCUGCUGUUUCUUUUGGAAGAAGCGUAUCCAAAAACAUCAAAUUGUUGAGGCCCUUCUAAGGAGCUACGGGCCGCUUCAAGUUCAAAGGCAUAGCUAUUCGGAGGUCAAGAAAAUGACCAACUCCUUCAAAGAAAAAUUAGGACAAGGAGGCUAUGGUGCUGUUUACAAAGGAAAGUUAAAGGACGGCCGUCUUGUAGCAGUGAAGGUCUUGACCAAACUGAAAGGAGAUGGAGAAGAAUUUAUGAAUGAAGUGGCAGCCAUUAGUCGAACUUCCCAUGUCAACAUCGUCUCCUUGUUGGGCUACUGUUUUGAGGGUUCGAAGAGGGCUCUGAUCUAUGAAUUCAUGCCUAAUGGAUCGCUCGAGAAGUUCAUAUUUGAUGCAAGUACUCCCAAGAAUGAUCAUCAUCACUUGGGAUGGGAAACUCUGGAUCAAAUUUCACUGGGUAUUGCUCGAGGAUUGGAGUACUUACAUCGUGGUUGCAACACACGAAUUUUGCAUUUUGACAUCAAGCCUCACAACAUUCUUCUCAGUGAAAAUUUCACCCCAAAAAUCUCGGAUUUUGGCCUUGCCAAAAUAUGCAACAGGAACGAGAGCAUUGUGUCGAUGUUGGGAGCUAGAGGUACAGCAGGUUACAUUGCUCCAGAAGUAUUUUCUCGAAACUUUGGAAAGGUCUCACACAAGUCCGAUGUGUACAGCUACGGAAUGAUGCUUUCGGAGAUGGUUGGAGGAAGAAGGAACAUCGACACUGAAGCUGAAAAUACAAGUGAAAUAUAUUUUCCGCAUUGGAUUUACAAGCGUCUUGAACUGGACGAAGAGAUUGGUCUGCAGAGUGUUACGAAUGAGGAAGACAAAGUAAGAGCAAGGAAGAUGAUCAUAGUGAGCUUGUGGUGCAUACAAACUGAUCCUUCCAACCGGCCAGCGAUAAAGGAAGUGAUAGAUAUGUUGGAAGGGAGUGUUGAUUCAUUGCAGAUACCACCCAAGCCUUACUUGUCUUCUCCUCCAAAAUCCCCGGUAGAUUCUUCUACCACAUUGGUAUCAAUUCAGUAAAAAUCCUGUAUUUUACUUGAACAAAUCUAUGUUUUUUCUGAGGCAAUCUGAAUAAUAAAGUAAGCAUUUCAUUUU
Messenger RNA from Malus domestica (apple), 2315 nucleotides. RefSeq names its product PR5-like receptor kinase. Lineage: Eukaryota; Viridiplantae; Streptophyta; Magnoliopsida; Rosales; Rosaceae. The record is from RefSeq and is a predicted model, not a curated record. Gene Ontology annotation, biological process: protein phosphorylation. Gene Ontology annotation, molecular function: ATP binding; protein kinase activity.